Kickxella alabastrina is the source of this 1990-nucleotide messenger RNA. RefSeq names its product trypsin-like cysteine/serine peptidase domain-containing protein. The transcript has 2 exons. Gene Ontology annotation, molecular function: serine-type endopeptidase activity. Lineage: Eukaryota; Fungi; Kickxellomycota; Kickxellomycetes; Kickxellales; Kickxellaceae. The record is from RefSeq and is a predicted model, not a curated record. Bases 413 to 1849 code for a protein of 478 amino acids. Gene Ontology annotation, biological process: proteolysis.
AUGUAUAUGAUGCGCUUCCACUUUUUGCUUCCACUUCUAGCUAUUUUUUUGUUAAGGAAAAAAGAGCUUUUUUUGUUUUAUUUCUUUUACAUAUUCUCUUUUUCUCCGCCCUAUAUACCCCUUAUUGUCAACGUGUACCUGGUAUAGCUCCAACAUACUGGACACACCCGCCAAACAUCAUUUUUACACCUUAUUGUCAUUAUACGAACGCUCUCUUCUUAAUCCAAGCCUCUUAGACUCUUUACAUUACACAACUCCUUUCAUUACUCUUUCAUCUACACCUUAGCACACAUACAAAUAUCCUGUCCACUUUUGUUUUGUGCCGGCCACACAAACAACCAAACAAACUAAACCCUUUUUCCAUUACCUUGCCCUGCUAGCUCCAGCCUUCAACCCAACCCUUGCAGCAAUAAUGGGCAGACGUAUUGGUUUUGGCAGCCUGCUGCUCUGUGCACUGGCUUCCAUCGGCACCGUAUCGGCUGAUGUCGACCGUAUUAUUGGCGGUACUGCUGCAUCCACGGACAUGUUCCCCUUCAUAGUGCACCUGUUCAAGGACGGCAACGCCUUCUGCGGAGGCACGCUUAUUGACAGCGAGUGGGUUAUCACCGCAGCUCAUUGCGUGGCCGAGGGCAACAGAGAUAUUGGUGCUGGUGCCUUCACGACGAGCGACCCGUCGAGCUUCAAGAUUGGAUACGGAACCAAUGGCGGCAGCCUGUCCAACUCUGUCAGCGUCGAGUCCAUCACCGUUAAUGCUGGUUUUGACCCCGUGUGGUACACUUCGGAUAUUGCGCUGCUGAAGAUCAAGUCGAGCAACGAUCUGGUUCAGAAGACCAAAAUCAUCGCCAUUUCGAACGCCAACGUCAGCGCCGGCCAGACUGUUAUUACUGCAGGAUGGGGUCAGUUCUCCAACAGCAGCCCAGCUCAGUCCAGCCAGCUGAUGUACGCCGGACUUGUGACCGGAGACGAAGACACAUGCAAGGUCGGUGCAUCCGAUUGGAACGGGCAAAACGGACGCUACGUGUGCACCAGUUACUCCACCGCACCCAACAUCGGCACUUGCUUCGGUGACUCUGGAGGUCCCCUGCUCAUGAACAGUGGCAGCGGAUAUACUCUUCUGGGUCUUGUGAGCUUUGACGUCAAUACUAAGGACUCGUCGAACACUAGGUGCGCCCAGGAUGGUAAUGUUAGCUAUUUUACGCGUGUGUCGUCGUAUUUGUCGUUCAUUUCAUCUACCACUGGUAUUUCUGACAAGACCUUGUUGGGCAUGGGCUCGCCCUUGACCCACAGCAAUGGCGACAGCAGCUCCGAUGGCGACAAGGACGUCAGCAGCAGCACUGCUGAUAGCAGCAGUGGCAAGAGCAGCUCGAGCACUUCUGACAAGAAGGAUGAUUCAAAAACUGAUGACAAGAAGGAUGAUGAUGAGGACAAGGAGGAAGACAAAGAUGAAGACAAAGAUGAAGACAAGGAGGAAGGCGAAGAUAAGGACAAGGAGGAUGAAGGCAAUGACAACAAGAAGGAUGAAGGUAAUGACGACAAGAAGGGUGAAACCACGAGCAGCAGCAGCGGCACAUCUUCGGGAGCAAAGGCCACUGACAAGUCAAUGAGCAACGCCGAUAAGUCCACUAAACCUGCCAACAGCAGUGAGGAGAGCGACGAUGAUGAGGAGCUCUCUGAUGUCUCUGAAGACGAUAAUGGCGACAAGAAGGAUGACAAGAAGGAUGAUAAGAAGAAAUCUACCACUACCAGCAAGAAGAACAGCAGCGUCGAUGACAGCUACAGCAGCUCAGCAUCCACUAUCGGCGCCUCGUUCUUUGGUGCCGCCUUUGUUCUGAUGGUAUCUCUGUUCUAAAUCGAUAAACGGGUGUUUCAAUAUUUUAAUAUAAUUUGCAAAAGCACCGCAUAAGUAUUUUUUGCCUAAUCGUCUUUUUAUUUCGCACUUUGUAUUAUUAUUCAAUAACGACAAUUGAAUAUUUUCCUAAUACUCUUGUUC